This is a messenger RNA of Pogona vitticeps (central bearded dragon), 1100 nucleotides long. The record is from RefSeq and is a predicted model, not a curated record. NCBI's taxonomy places the organism in Eukaryota, Metazoa, Chordata, Lepidosauria, Squamata, Agamidae.
CUUCUGGUUCAAGUCUUUGCCAAGGAGCUGCGGGCGCAAAAGCGUAGCGACAUCGGAGUGAGACGAUGGCGCUUCGCUUUUGGAUGGCGGGGGUCGCCCUCCUGCUCCUCGGGGAGCCAAGCCGGGCCCUCCCCUCCGGUACUGAAAGACCCCCGGGGCUUGGCUCCUCCUCGCACUCCGUGCACUAUUUCUGCACAGGAGUGUCUGAACCCAAUCAGGGGCUUCCCAGGUACAUCGCAGUGGGAUACGUGGACGGCCAGCUCUUCAACCAUUAUGACAGCAUCACCCGGAGAGUGCAGCCUCGAGCGCCCUGGAUGGAGAAGAUGUGGAAGCUCCUCUACAAGAGCCUUGUGCUGCUCACUUUGCAGUUCUGCAAGUUCUUCCGUCAUCAGCUCCUCUACAUCCUCUUCGUCAACAUCCAGACCCAUGCCUUCACCCAUGGAGACAAUGUCCUUCACUACUUGGUCAGGGACGUCUCCUCGAUGAUAUUGAAGCACAUGGUGAAGAGGGCCUUUGUGUACUGCUUCCUGAAGUUGCUGAUCACUUGCUGGUUCAUGUGCUGCAGAAGAGUCUCUAGGUUGAUUCCCCGGCUGCAAGUCGAAGAGAAACUUUGCGGCCGGAAAAGGUUUCAUACCAGGCAACGGAUGUACAGCUGUGAGCUGGGUGCGGACGGGAGUAAAAGAGGGCACAUGCAGUACGCCUACGACGGGAGGGACUUCAUCGCCCUCGACAAGGAGACCCUCGCCUGGACGGCGGCCGAUUCCAAGGCCCAGAUCACCAAAGAGAAGUGGGAGAAGGAACCGGCCCUUGCCCAGAGAGACAAGGCCUACCUGGAGGGGGAAUGUCUUGAGGAGCUGGAAAGAUUCCUGGACUACGGGAAGGAGAGCCUGCUGAGGAGAGAGCCCCCAGUAGGGAAGGUGACCCGCAUGUUCCUCUCCGAAGGGAGGGAGAUGCUGGUCUGCCAGGCCCACGGCUUCUACCCCAAGGAGAUCGAAGCCACUUGGAGGAAGGGCGGGGAGAUCAUGGAGCAGGACACCUUCCGGAGGAGCGUCGCUCCCAACUCCGAUGGGACCUACCACGCCUGGCUCAGCAUCGAGAUC